Prunus dulcis (almond) is the source of this 1107-nucleotide messenger RNA. RefSeq lists its product as uncharacterized. NCBI's taxonomy places the organism in Eukaryota, Viridiplantae, Streptophyta, Magnoliopsida, Rosales, Rosaceae. The coding region runs from base 1 to 1107 and encodes 368 amino acids. The transcript has 2 exons. The record is from RefSeq and is a predicted model, not a curated record.
AUGUGCCUUCUUUUCCCUUCUACCCUCAGUGGCGCUGCUCUAAACUGGUUUUAUCGGCUGAACCCCCGCACGAUCAACUCAUUUGAUAGCCUGAAGCAGACAUUACUAGACCAUUUUAUGAUCCAGAUUGAUCAUCUAUAUUCUGCGGAUGACUUGCACAUGCUUCGACAGGGUGAAGACGAGCCCCUCCGAGAGCUGCCAUCCACGCCAAGGCCGAGUAUUUCAACUCCAAGUGUGGCCCAGCCAAUCAGUCACGAAUCACCUUCGACGACCCUCCACAGGCCCCAGGCCUCAGCCUCCACUCCCACCAAAUCGAACCAUUAUUCCCCUGCUCCUGACUCUCAGGGUGGCCAGAACCCCAAGAGAAAGGAUGGUUACUCACGUGGCUUCAGCGAGCGCGGCCGACACUCCAAUCAUCACCCCUCCAGCGGCGGUAACCUCCCGAAGACACACGAUCGUGCCCAGCUACCCUUUGAGCCUAAGCCUCGGUUCGAGGUCUUUACCACACUAAACACCACCUAUAAGAGUGUGUUGGUCAAUGAGGCACUGAUCAUACCUAAGCCUCCUCCCCGACGACCCACCAACAAACCUAUCCCAAACACUGGCAUCUUCUGCCGCUUUCACCAAUUCAAUGGCCAUAAUACAGAAUCUUGUAUCGCUUUGCGCAACAUUAUUGAAGGGCUCAUCUGCAAGGGGAAAUUAGAUAAGUACGUCCACAAUCCUCCACCUUCCCCAAACCCCUACCAGAGCCAGAUCAACAUGAUCUCUACCAUCAGCGAUGGCCCUACCCUGGUAGGAACUUCCAACAACUCCCUCAAACGUUAUGUCCGAUCUUCCUAUGCUCAUCAGGUUUUCAGCACUGAGCACAGGCGCAUGCCGAAUGCCUCUAGAAGUGGCCCGUCCCCUAUCACCUUCAGCGAAGAAGAAGAGCGUGGCAUCAUAUACCCCCAUGACGACCCACUAAUCAUUCAGGCAGACAUCUCUAAUUUCGAUGUCGGGCGCAUCGUGGUUGACACCGGUAGCUCAGUCAGUGUCAUGUUAGCCGAGGCAUUCAACGAACUCCAGGUCCCUAACCAUCUGUUGGAUCGCAGUAUCACCCCCUUAUAA